This is a messenger RNA of Strongyloides ratti, 5679 nucleotides long. RefSeq names its product Proteasome activator complex subunit 4B. Gene Ontology annotation, biological process: proteasomal ubiquitin-independent protein catabolic process. The coding region runs from base 1 to 5679 and encodes 1892 amino acids. Gene Ontology annotation, molecular function: peptidase activator activity; proteasome binding. The transcript is spliced from 3 exons. NCBI's taxonomy places the organism in Eukaryota, Metazoa, Nematoda, Chromadorea, Rhabditida, Strongyloididae. The record is from RefSeq and is a predicted model, not a curated record. Gene Ontology annotation, cellular component: nucleus; cytosol.
AUGAGUGAUGAUGAUAUGUCUGAUUCGGAUGAAUAUCUUACAAAUUCAGAAGGUGAAGAUGGCUUAGAUGAAGGUGAAGAUUGUGUUGAAGAUGUUGUCAUGCAUGAUCUUGAAACUGAUGAAGCAGAUGAUACUGGAGUUGUUGAUGAUAAAGGGAAUCUUACUUAUGGUAGAAGAUUUCAAAAAGAUCGAUGGCAAUUAAAGCAUUUACCUUACUAUGAAGAUAUAAUUGAGGAGGCUGAUGAUCAUUUUUGUAGAAUAAAGGAAGGUUUAGCUAAUUCAAUACUUUUGCGUGAAAUUAAACCAAGUUUUACUGUAUGGUUGAAAGAACUUGAGACAUAUUUUAAUCAGUAUGGAUAUCGGUUUACUAAACAAGAUCAUAUUUAUCUAGUUAAACUUGCUUAUAGUAUACUAGAAUGUGAAAAUUUGGAAUAUAGGUUAAUUAAAAAUGCUGCAAUUAUUUUAGCAGUUCUUGGAAAACGAAGAGAAUUACUAAAUUAUAAAGAUGUAACACUUGACUGGCGUGUAUUAUACAAAGUUUAUGAUACUGUUGUUAAUAAACAUGAAGAAGAUUAUGGAAAAAUAAUAUAUCCAAAAGGUUUAAAACAAUCAUUGGAAUAUUGUGCUCGAUCAAUAAGGCAAUUUUUUCCACCAACUGCCUUAUAUGAAAUAACUGAAGAAUUAAAACAACAUAUGUGUAUUUUUGAGAAUACGGUUACUUUUGCAACAAACACUUUGGUAUAUUUUGCUCCAUUUAAUUUUGAUGCUGAAGAUCAUAAAAUAGCAAGAACAACUGAAUGGUUUGAUGAAAUUUGGAAUUUAGCAAAACAACUUGAAACAAGAAGCGAUUUUCCUAUUAAAUUGCUUCAAUUAUUUGCUCGUCUUACAAGAGAAAGUCCUUUUGUAAUUGAUUGGAGAUCUAAGGAGGAAUAUCUUUUUACAAGAUUAAUGACAGCUUUAUCACUUGGUGUUACAAGUGAAAAUAUUUCUUUGGGAGAUGCAUCAACAUCAAUGAUUGAAGCAAUUGCACAAAUAAUUAUAUUUUCAUUAGAUGGAACAAAUAAAAUUUCAUUACAACAUAUAAUAAAAUUUUUUCGCACAAUUGAGUCAUAUUUUCAUCCCUCAAAUUGUGGUUCCCAUACUGAACAUCUUAUGACCGUUCUUGAGAAAUUUUCAAGUUCAAUGUGUAGUAGAUUAUAUCGUGAAAAAGUUGGAGUUAAAUCUUCUUUUCAACCAUUUCCUGAUGAUAAAAAAAUGACUGAUGAAGUUCUAGAAGGAUUUGUUAAUAUUUUUAUCAAACCAUGUAAAUUUGCUGCAUAUUCUAAAUCAAAAAGUACACUUGUUGUUCCAACGAUUAAGUCAUUGACAUUUAUAUGUCCUGGUAUAAUGAUUCCAACAGUUAUUGACAUGGUUUAUCAGGGAUUAGAAACUAUAACAGAACCACAUAGGUUAACGCAAUCACUUAGUUUACUACAUGCAAUUAUUAUACCACUUGUAAGAGAUACUUAUGAACCAGAUUCAAAAAAAGUAAGACUUAAAAUCACUGCAAUUCCUUAUGAUCAACCUAAAGAAACAUCCUUUAGAUUAUUUGCAAUAGAAUUGAUGAAUGCUUUAAUUAAUGUAAUUGAUAUGAAUGAUAUGCAAAAAACUGCACAUGCUUUUAAUGCAUUAUGUAAUUUUUUUACUUUAAUACCUAUUAUUGAUUGUUCAGAAGCAAUAUAUCAUCAUAAGAAUUUAACAGAAGAUGAAAAAUUGCUUUGUCAGGCAUCAGCUAAUUUUGAAACUAUGAUAUGUAAUCUUUUUGAUAAAUUAACUUCACUUGUUGAAUCAAUGGGUAAUCAAACAUUAACUGGUGAAGGUGGAGGACAAGGUGAAGUAAUGACUCGAAGGGCACAUAAACUUAAUAUUGAAGAACAAUUAACAAGAAAAGGUUUAAGUUGUAUUUUUCAAGCAUUAUUAGGAAAUUGUAGUAAAGAUUUUAAUGAAAUGAUAAUAAGAAAAUUAUUUGAUUUUAUUCAAUCUUGUAUGUUUAAUAACAAAGCUGCAGCAUUAAUUUUGAAAGAUCUUAUUACUGUAUGUGUACGAUAUAAUUGUGAUUUUGCUUUUCCUAUGUUUUUUAAACAUCUUUAUAAAAUGACAACUAUUCAUUUAACAAAAGAAAUUUUAUCAGAAGAUGAACCAGAUGCUACUUUUACUUGGUAUUUUUCACAACUUAUUAGUUGUAUUAAUUCUGCCCAAGGUAAGAUGGUUUUAAAACAUUCAAAAGAAAUUGAAGAAUUAAUUGAAAUAAUUUUACAAUUUAAAAGUCCAUUAAUGCAUCCAAGAAUUGGUGAAUUUAUAACUGGAGUGGUAUCAAGAUUAUGUCUUAUAAAUCUUGAUAAUUCAUCUAUUAGUUAUUUUUCAAGAGAAAAACCUCUUGAUGAAGAAUUACCAAUAAGAAAUUGGGCUAAACCAUUAAAUAAAGAUAAAGUUUCUACUAAAUUUUAUGUUCCAUCAAAUGAAGAAAUUACAUUUGCUGAGCAUUUAUUUAAUCAUUAUUGUGUACCAUUAGUUGAGACAUUAAAAAAUCCUAAAGAAUUGAAAGAUCGUGAAAUGGUAAAAAAUUUAACAUUUAUAUCCGCAUUUUUGGAAGGAACUGCUUUUAGAUUACCAUAUAUUACAGGUAAAAGAAUUACAAUUGAUAAAAGUUAUAUAAAUCCAUCUUUACCUGAUCAUGUUUGUUCUCCAAAAAGUAUGAAAAAUAUUACACUUCCUGAUGGUGGAUCUGUUAGACUUUAUCUUCUUGAUAUUAUUGUUAAUUUAAUUGAUUACAUAUUAGAUCAUCAUGAAGAUAAUACAAGAGCUAUAACAAAAAUAGCAAGUAUACUUAAUUUUAUAAUAUUUUCACGUGGAAUGUUUAAAAAUUUAACUGACAAUUAUGAACAAAGUUAUGAAAUAUCAAGAAAAAUGCUUAAUGAUCCUAUAAGAGGAAGAAAGAUGGAUUUAGAAACAAUUCAUCAUGAUUAUAUGUUUCUUUUACAUUUAAAACGUGUUCAAUUAAGAUCAUGUGAAUCAUUUACUAAACAUCAUUGGAAAGCAAUUCGUGCUGCUUGGAGAAUGACACUUAGUACCUAUACAAAUACAAGAUGUGAAGCACAAACUAUUAUAUCAAAUGCUUUGACAAUUUACAAUGAAUCAGCUAAAUUUUUAAUUGAUGAUGUAUUAAAAUAUGUAGAUGUAAAAGCAAAACAUGAACAAUUAAAGGGUGCAUUACAUAAUAUUUUAACUGGUAAAAGAUUUAGUAUUUUAAUGCGCCAGAAUUGGGAUAUGUUAAAUAAAAUGAUUCCAAAAUUAAUUAUGUGUCAAAGUACAACAAGAGAAAGUAUUACAAGUGUUCUUGAUGAUAUUCAAAGUUUUUUGACAGAUAAUUUUGAAACAUUUAAUAUUCGUUAUACGGUACCUGAUAGUAUAGUAAAAUAUGCAGAAAAUUUAUAUGUUAAAUAUGAUGGUUGUAUACAUUAUCCUAAACAUCCAAAACCUACAGAUGAUGAAAUAUCAAUGGCUAAAAUUCGAGAAGAAGAAAAUAAUUGUAAAAAAGAAAAACUUUAUUAUCAAUUAUGGGAUUCUUUAUGUAAUUUUGUAACAGAUUCUACUUUACAUUGGAGACAUCGUGAAGUUUCAUUUUCAACAAUGAGUCUUUUAUUAAGAAAAGAUAUGAAGGUACCAGAAAAAGCUGUACAUUUAUUAUUUAAACAAAUUAUAAGUGAUGAAGCUUAUUCACGUGAAGAAGCUUUAAAUUCAAUUCAAUCAUGGUUAUUUAUUACAUGGCCAAAGACAAAAGAUAAAGAAUAUAUCAUUGAAACUGAAAAUGGAAAAAAAUUAACAAUGGGAUAUAGAAAAGAUAAUGAAUUUUUGUUAGUUGCUGAUAAUAUAAAUAUGUAUACAACUGAGAAAUGGAAUAAUUCUAGAUGUUUUAAAUAUCUUAACAUUGGAUAUUAUGGUUGGCCUAAAAAUAAUUGUGCCUUUGCUCCACCACUUGAACAAUUAUAUCAUAAUAUGAAAUUUAAAGAUUUUUCUGAAAUUGAUCAAUCUGUUAUUACAACAUUACGUGAUCCAAAUUAUAUUAAAAAAUUUAUUGAAAUUUAUGUUCAUGAAGAAAAAAAAGGUGAUCGAAUAAGAGAAUCUGUUUAUACUCUUUUUAUUACAUUAUUUGCUAAAUAUAAUAUUCUAUUUUUUGAUGCAUGGAAAGUAGCUAUUGAAGAAUUAUUAGAAAAUAAAGAAAGUGGACAUCAAAGAUUAGCUGCUGAAUUUUUUAUUGGUCCAAUUGAUACAUGGAGUUUAUGGACAUUUGAAAAAGUAGAACAUGUUUGGAAAUGGAUGGAACCAUUAUUAUAUAAAACUAUUAUUAAUAUGAAUAGUGAAAAUCAAAUUCAUUGGUUUACAGCAAUUUCAAUUAUGUGUAAUAAAGGUGAUCCAAGAUUUAUUAAAUGUAUUAUUGAUUUAACAAUUAAAGCAGCAUCAAUUCCAUCAGAAACAAAUUUUCAUAAUAAUGCAAAAAUUGCUGCAACAUAUUAUGCAAUUUAUUCUUGUUCAUGGAAAGCUCCAUCACAAUGGAAUAAAUUAUCAAAAAUUUGUUUUGCUUAUCUAGAAAAUAGUUAUCAAAGUGUUAGAGAUAGAAUAACAGAUGUUUUUUCAACAACAGCUAGUUAUUCACUUGAAAGUAUGCCAAAGGAUCCAGAAGUUGAUAAACAAUUUGAAGCUCUUAAUCAUAAAGAAAUUUUAAAAAUGCUUUCAAAAGAAUGUUAUAGUCAAUUAGAAAAAAAUGUUUAUGUAAAUAUUCAUGGUUUACAACCUUUAAAUAAAUUAGCAAUUUCUCCAUCAUCAAGUAAUUGUCCAUCUAGAAAUGAAAGUUAUGGAAAUCUUCAAAUAAGUCCAGAAGAAAAAAGAGCUUUACAAUAUUUUAAAGUUUUAGUUGAUUUUGUUGCAACAACAGCACAUAAUAAUGAAUUAGGAUUAUCUAUAGAAAUUAUUAAUACAAUUCCAAUUUUGGCUCAUUAUGAGAAUGAUUGUGAUGAAGAUUUAGCUGAAAGUUGUCAUACUGCAUUACUUAUGAAUAUUGCUAGAGGAUAUGUAAAUGAAGAAACUUGUCUUCAUUUUUUAAGUGUUAUUAAAAAGUCAAUAGAAAGUUGUUUUCUAUGGAAAGCUAAGGUAUCAUUAUUUAAAGUUCUUCAAGUAAAUAUUUUUUCAAAUAUUUUUGUUUAUGCUAGACAUACAGAACAAGUUUAUGAAAUAAUAUUGCCACUUCUUUUAUCAGAUCGAAUAGAAAUUUGUAAUACAGCUGCUGAAUCACUUACAGGAUUUGUAAUGUGUGGAUAUCUUGAAGUAACAGAUAGACUAUUAAAAACAUUUUAUAGUUGGGCUUCAUCAACUAGUUCUCAACAACGACAUGCUGGAGUUUUAGCAUUAUCUUCAGUUGUUUUAGCAUACCCUUAUAAUGUACCUAAAAUUAUGCCAGAUAUAUUGAUGCAUCUUGCACGUAUGGUAGGAGAUGAACAACAUAUCAGUAGAACUGUUAAAAAAACAUUUUCUGAAUUUAAAAGAACGCAUUGGGAUAAUUGGGUAGAACAUAAACAAUGUUUUAGUGAAAAUCAACUUCUUGUUUUAAAUGACUUAUUGGUCAGUCCAACAUACUACGUUUAG